AUGCUUCUCAAGUCGACUUAUCUACUCGACGAAUCUGGCGUUUCAUUCAUAAUUACGCGUGACGAGGAAAGUGCUUUCAUCGCGCUUACGAUUGAAGGAACCGUACGAAAAUUCUCCACUUGUCCAUUUUCCGCUCACGAGGUGCAACACAGCACGCCUGGCGUCACAGUUGUCCGCACCAUGUGCGAACGUAUCGUUUCUGGCUCAUUAGACGGCUCUGUGACUGUUCUGAACAAGGACUGCAGGACUGAUCAUGUCUGCAAAGGUCACAAUUACCCAAUCACUGCCCUAAAUCUCUUCAAAAAUGGAAAAUCUUCAAGCGACAUCACUGCCAUGUCGGCGGAUCAGUCUGGUCAGGUCCGAAUUUGGACCUUGUUGUCAGGCCGUUGCCAAUUUGUGCUUGGCAAUUACUCUGGCAUGAUUUCAAAUGUCUGGCCUUGCAGAACAAAAGAAGAUCAAUCUCGCUGCGAAAUUCAGUAUCAGAGAGAACAACUUCAAAAUAAGGUCGACGGCUUUGACUCCCUCAAAGCUUUUCUUCAGCCAGACAGGAGACAGAAAAACACUAUUCUUCUCACAUGGUCGAACUCUAAAAAGCCUUCUCUUGCCGCCUCACGUUGA
Molecule: messenger RNA, 618 nt
Organism: Oikopleura dioica
Lineage: Eukaryota; Metazoa; Chordata; Appendicularia; Copelata; Oikopleuridae
Source: the annotation of a GenBank genome assembly